AUGGACCGCUUGAUCCCUUCGCCCCACAACUCUAUGACCGUCGCGGCGCCUGUGUUCAUGCUUGUGCUCAGCAUGGCCAACCUCUUCCCCAAUGAUGCCAAAAUCUGGCUUCCACUCACGCGAGAGGGCAACUACACCCAAGUCUGCCUUGGCGCGUUUGACAGCCUGUCCUUCACGAAGUGGUACACAUCCAAGAUCGUGCGGUAUGUCUUGGCCGUUAUAGCGUGCGACUCGAGCCGGGUCGCGAGGAGACAGGUCGCGCGGAAAGCAGGGCGCAGUCUAGCGUUGUUCGUAGCUGUGGGCGAAUCAAGGGGAGGAGGAUCCAAGGGCGACGAGAGCAGGCCGACAUUGAUUGAGGAGAACAGCACUGGACAGCCCGCGGAUGAGAAGAGGGAGAAGGGCGAGGUUGAUGUGCUCAUCAAGGCGUUGCGCAAGGACGACAAAAUCGGCAAGGGCGAAGCUCUACGCGAGAUUUUCCUACCGCUCGCGCUCGACCCGAACACCGACGCGGAGGUGCGCUGGAGCGUGCUCGUCAAAGGAAGCGAAGAGGCCCCGUCCAAAUUCACCGUCGCGUCUGCAGCCAUUCCGACAGUCAAGGUCCCUGUGAAGAAGGCGGGCACGCCGGUGCUGCCCAGCAUCAAGCUCAAGCUGCCAACGAUGCCGCAGAAGCCUGUUGAGCCGGCACCUACCAGUCCUUCCGUGUUGCCCAGUGUACCUGUGGUUAGGUUGCCGGCGCCGAGAGUGGAGUUCAGCAAGUCACAGCCGGUGUCUUUGGUGCCUGCUCCGGCACCCGUGCUGAAGAAGCCUAGGGCGCUUCCGCCACCUGCGCCACCUGCGUCCGUAGUUUUGCCUUCCAAUUCUCGUCCGCCGAUGUCUAGCCCGAAGACGCAGAGUGAUGGGAUUGGCAUCGUCGAUCUCAAGGCAACGAGCUCAGUCCUGCAGAAGUUCACACAGCACAAGGCCGCCACUCUCUUUUCUGCCAGCCCGUCGACCCACCGGGCCUUAUCCCAACCGAUUCCCAUUCGAGGCCGACUUCAAGCUCAAGCGCUCAUGGUCCGCACCGCGAAAGAGGCGAGCAAGUUGGAGGGCUAUUUUGAGGCGCAGUGGAGUCGGAUGAGCAAGACGAUUGAGAAGGCUCAGCCGGUUGUUCAUGCUAUGGCACAGAGGGUGAUGCCGCCGCCGCCUGUUCUUAUGCCUAUCGAGGCGCCGGAGGAAGCUUCCAGGCCACCUGUUGCGGCGCCUGUCCCCGCUCCUGCUUCCAAGCUGAGGGGAAGGCCACCGGAUAAUAGUACGUCUGACGCUGGGGUACCGAGGCUGAAGUUGAAGAUCGGAGGUGUGGGCACGCAAAUCGCUGGUCCGUAG
Peniophora sp. CBMAI 1063 is the source of this 1362-nucleotide messenger RNA. Lineage: Eukaryota; Fungi; Basidiomycota; Agaricomycetes; Russulales; Peniophoraceae. The record is from the annotation of a GenBank genome assembly.